GUUGGUUGGGCUAACACGGCAUGCACAUAUAGUCUGUAGCUAUACACACAGUCAUACAGGUAUAAUACAAAUAAGGUAUAAAGGGGUCUUAGGUGUUUAGUCAAUGGAUUAAUCCAAUAGUACAGGGAAAGAGAGGGAACUGUUCUUGUAUUGGUUUGGAAUAGCAAGCAAAACAUAUGAUGUUCCAUGCAUGCCUUGACUCAAACAUCACUCUGGAGUUCUAUCUUGAAUCAGCAAUCGAAUACCUGACUACACAAUGAAAUUGAUAACUGGAAUGUUAAUACAUGUAUUGAUUUACAUUUAGGUGACACUAGAAAACUAAAUGAGAGGAUCAUCAUUUGUAACUAGAAAGAUUUUAAAGUGGAUGAUGGAAUUGAAAUAAGGAAUGAAAUUAACUACGGAAUUACUUUACUAAAUAAUGGAUUUUAAACUUAACAAUGGAAUUACUAAACUAAACAAUGGAAUACUAAACUAAACGAUGGAAUGCUAAACUAAACGAUGGAAUGCUAAACUAAACGAUGGAAUACUAACUAAAUAAUGGAGAAAUACUGAGAACUACAAGGUGAUACAAAAUGGUUGAACUCUCGAAAACAGUCUACACAAUGGUAGUAUUUGUUGGUAUCAUAGAACUGAUGAUACUUUUUCAAAUGCCAAAAAGAAAGGGUGUAGUCAUUGAUACAUCAGGAAUCCAACAAUCACAAUAUGAAUUUGACAGAGCUAUAAAACUUGAUGAUUCCCCUGCAAGAGCUAAUGUUAAAACAGCCUCUGGGGAAUCAUUGAAAGAUGGCGCAUCACUCUGUGUCGCUAUAUUGACAGGAGCCCCACCUGGUGAAAGAAAAAAAUCAGCAGCAAGGUUAUUGCGUAAUUUAAUUGAAUUUGCUGAAAUACCAACGAGAAAUAUACACGUGUUUUAUGACAAUGUAGACCCUAAAGAUCUUACUUACGAUCCUAAAAGACUGGGACUUCUGCUACAUCCUGCCUCAAUGCUUAACUCUACUUCUAAUGACAUACCUGUCAUAAAUGCUCAUAAGAUAGUUCGCCCAGGCAAUGCUAAGCUGAAGAAGCAUAUGAUGAUUACGCAGAACUACCAAUUUAUGCUAGAUCGCUUAUUUAAAGAUCUUAAGUACAGAUAUUGUGCCAUAUUAGAGGAUGAUCUGAUUCUAUCUAAAGACACUGGUGAUUAUCUUGAAGCAGGGGUCAAAUUAAUGGAUAAGGACCCAAAAGUUAUGUCUGUGUCACUUUUUAACGAUAAUUCCUUCAGUUGGUGUUCAAGCAAUGAAACAUUUUUUCGCAGAGUGGGCCACUUUGGAGGGCUUGGGUUUUUAAUGUCAGGCAAGCACUAUGUCGGCAUACUCAGCUCAAAGCUGAAUAUUAAAGUACCUUGGGAUGCCACUUUUCAACGUGAGCUUGCAAAUAAUAAAAUGGUGACAAUAAUCCCGGAACUUUCCCGUUCUUUGCAUAUGGAAAAUCAAGCAAUUAACAUCCCCAGUGACUUACGUAUUCCCAGUGACGACACUGAAGCUAUAUCAAUAUAUGAUGGUCCUCGGGUCAAACACAGUCUAGAUAAUUUGGGAGAAAAAGAAUAUGAUGAGUUCAUUACACAAUUUGUUCGUUCAGCUCAUAAAAUUGACUAUCUUGAGGAUGCAGCAUUUUUCUUUCCUAGUCAGGAUAAGCAAGUGCCUAAUUUUGUGUUUACUAAUUGUAAUAAUCAAAAGGAGGCAAGUGCUGUGAUGGCUUCUCACGGAUUGGUUGGUUUGGGUAAUGGAGGCGUCGUAAGAGGUGAUUACAAGGAUACAGUUUUCUUGCGUCCAUAUGGCAAUCUCGUGCUCAUGGUGUGUAAGCCGUCCAUGUGGUAUGGAGUUGCUAAUAAUGCCCCAAGUGCAACAGAUCUCAUACAUACUUUUGUCAACAAAAUUACAUGGAAGCUUCUUGAUCAGACGAUGGGGCGUCCAAAAAUGGGCAUUCUGUACCAUUUAGAAAAUUUUGAUUACGAGAUACGCAAGGGUAAAAGUGGACAGUCAUGUUUUGACGUUUGUGCAGCUAACAAUGAAAUCUGUGAUAAAGUAGGGAUAUCGAUACUUGACACAAACUGCGGGAUCUUAAAAGUAUUAGCUCCGGAAUAUAACAGUUGUAAGGAAGCUCCCGUGUCUGUUUACAAAAGCAAAGAAUUCUUUUUGCCAGCUAUGGAUCCUGCUGGUACAUGGUUGAUAUCAAAACGAAUUCCAAAUUUUUAUUUUUAUAACUGCUAUGCAGCUAAAACAGGAUUUAGUAGAAUUUGUUCAUGCAAGUAGAGAUCACGUGAAUUUAGAGGUUUUAAAUGUCAAGUGAAUUUAGAGGUUUUAAAUGUCACGUGAAUCUAGAGGUUUUAA
Messenger RNA from Owenia fusiformis, 2369 nucleotides. The record is from the annotation of a GenBank genome assembly. NCBI's taxonomy places the organism in Eukaryota, Metazoa, Annelida, Polychaeta, Sabellida, Oweniidae.